GACACGGCUGGCCAGGAGCGGUACCGCACCAUCACCACGGCCUACUACAGAGGGGCCAUGGGGUUUUUGUUAAUGUACGACAUCACUAACGAGGAGUCUUUCAACGCCGUACAGGACUGGUGCACUCAGAUCAAGACCUACUCGUGGGACAACGCCCAGGUGGUCCUGGUGGGCAACAAGUGUGACCUGGAGGACGAGAGGGUCGUCUCCACCGAGCGGGGGAAACAACUGGCCGAUCAGCUGGGUCUUGAGUUCUUCGAGACCUCAGCCAAAGAGAACAUCAACGUGAAGGCGGUGUUCGAGCGUCUGGUGGACAUCAUCUGUGACAAGAUGUCAGAGAGCCUGGACGCCGACCCGACCCUGGUCAACAACACGACCAAGUCGACGCGGCUCACCGAGAACCCCAACAUGAACAGCUCUGGCUGCUCCUGCUGAUGCUCCGCCCCGCCCCCCACCGCCCCCACCCCCUUUCAUCUACCGAUGAUGAUGAUGAUGAUGAGGAGGAUGAUGCUGCUGCUGCCACUUAGGGAGCACACAGACACACACACAAGCGGGGAGGGUCGUUUCGUUUAUUUUUUGGGAGGGAGGGAUAUGU
This is a messenger RNA of Aplysia californica (California sea hare), 595 nucleotides long. Its product is annotated as Rab3. Gene Ontology annotation, cellular component: endosome; plasma membrane; synaptic vesicle. Gene Ontology annotation, molecular function: GTPase activity; GTP binding. The record is from RefSeq and is marked provisional. Gene Ontology annotation, biological process: protein secretion; regulation of exocytosis; protein localization to plasma membrane. NCBI's taxonomy places the organism in Eukaryota, Metazoa, Mollusca, Gastropoda, Aplysiida, Aplysiidae.